AUGGCAGACCGAAUGACUUUAAGAAAUGGAAAAGAAAUCGUACCGAAAGAGAGUGAAGGAGAACAGGUGUUAGAACAGGAACAGGGUAUACAGGUAGAUGAAGAAAGCAGAGGAGGAUCAGGAGAAUUUGUAGUACAAUAUUUAGAGCAAGGCAGACAAGAAGCAGGACAAGGUGAUAGAGAGGGAAGUCUAACAGAUAGUUUGAGAGAGGAGUUGGAUGAGACAGUGAGAGAUAGACGUGAUGAAAGUGUGGAUGAAUGUAGAGUGCAGGAGGAGAGACGUAGGGAAGGAGAUGUUGGAGAGUCAGGGAUGACACAGAUGGAUAUGAGGCAAAUAAUGCGGAUGUUACAACAGAUGGAUCAUAAUAUUAGGGGAGAUAUGCACAAAAUGGAUAGUAAUAUUAACAAUAUUAGGGGGGAUAUGAACAAAAUGGAAAAUAAUAUUAAAGGAGAACUUAGGGAAGAGUUAAUUAAAAUGAGGGAAGAAAUCAAAGAAGAAGUGAAGAUAGUCAGGGAAGAGAUGCUACAAAUUACCCAAGGUUUAGAAGAGAAAGUAGAACAGGUCAGAGGAGAAAGUGAGAAUUUUAAGAGGAAUGUACAGGAGGAGAUAUCCAGAGAAAAGGCCAUAAUUAGAGCGGAAAUAGGACAGGAAAUUGGGAGCAGAUUUGUAGAGUUGGGAACAGCCAUUAAAGAGAAUUUACCAAUGGAAAUAAACAAAGAAGUUAAUAAGCAGAAUAAAGAGAUUGUUAGGGAGGUAGAAAGUGUUAAAAGGCAAACUCAGGAUUAUGAGGAAAAAAUUACCAUUAUAAAAAAUAAUAUAAAGAAGGGAUUGCAGAAUUUGGAACUGGAAAUGGGUAUGCAUGCAAAUCAGGCGGAAAAGGGAGAUAGAGUAUUACAGGGACAAGUUGAGGAAUUGAGAGAGAAAUUUAAAAAUGCAAGUGAGGAGAUUCAGCGUUUGGAAUCAAAUCUAGGACAAACAAGAGUAGUGAGUACUGUGAUGCCGAGUUAUAAUGAUGGGGGAAUAAAGUUUGAUGGAAACCUGAAUUACUUACAUCCUAGAAUAUUUGUAGAUAUCAUCAAAAAUAAGGUAAAGAAUGUAAGGGAUCCAAUAGAAAUGAAAUUGAAUAUUCGAAACAUGUUAGUGGGCAUGCCAUUAUUAUGGUUUUGCAAUAAUGAAAAUUCCAUAAAUAAUGUGCAGGAAUUUGAGGCCAAGUUUAUUAACUAUUUUUGGGGAGAAAACCAACAGGCUAGUUUCAGGGAGCGGUUGUAUUUUGGGAAAUUCAAUUAUGAAAAAAGUACCAACUACAAUCUGUACGCAAUGCAGUUAUUCCAGACAGCACAAUAUUUAGAACCGGCUAUGCGAGAAGAGGAGAUUGUCCUAUACAUUGCCAGGCAAUAUAACCAUAACAUGGCAGAAACAAUAGCUCUCCACAAUAUAAAGACGAUGGAAAGUUUGACAGGAUAUCUUCAGAGGAUUGAGAGGAGUGUAGGGACGCAGAAUCGAAAUGGACAAGAGCAAGUGACAUAUAGGAAUAACACAGCAAAUAGACAGGGAUAUGUGAAUCGAGGGAAUAAUUAUAGGGAAAGAGAAUUUGAGAGACAAAAUAGAAGCAGGGAUUUUACAAAUAGGGGAGAGAAUAUGAACAAUGUCAGGAGAGAUAUCGGACGAUAUAACUGGGAACGUAGACAAGGGAAUCCAAACAAUGAUAGAGAGAAUAACUGGAGACAAGGGAAUGACAGAGGCAAUAAUUGGAGACAGAACCAGGGAAAUUAUCCACAGGAGACGAGAAAUAGGGAAGUUUACAGAGAAGGGAAUCCAAGAUAUAAUAGGGGGGAAAAUGAGGAGAGAAGACAGGUGAAUGUAGUUAGAACAGAGGAGAAUAGGGGGGAAGCAAGUGUUGAUGUAGAAGGGAGAAAUUUUGUUUAG
Diabrotica balteata is the source of this 1926-nucleotide messenger RNA. The record is from the annotation of a GenBank genome assembly. NCBI's taxonomy places the organism in Eukaryota, Metazoa, Arthropoda, Insecta, Coleoptera, Chrysomelidae.